AUGGCAGUCAUGGAGGCUAAGACUGCAGCUUUUGCUCGUAUGUAUGAGGAACUGGGGAACAAAGGCAGGGAGAAGAAGUUAUUCCGACUGGCUAAGGUGAGAGAGAGGACGGCUUGGGAUCUGGACCAAGUGAGGUGCAUAAAAGAUGAUGACGACAAAGUUUUGAUGGGGGAUGACCAGAUUAAGAGGAGGGACAUUGAGGUCGAUGAGGUCAUGGAGGCGAUGCGUAAGAUGAGAAGGGGCAGAGCUACCGGGCCAAACGAAAUUCCGAUUGAACUUUGGAGGUGUGUGGGUAGAGCAGGCUUGGAAUGGCUUAUUGGGUUAUUUAAUAUUAUAUUCAAGACUAAUAGGAUGCCUGAAGAGUGGAGGUGGAGUACAAUGGUUCCGUUGUAUAAGAACAAAGGCGAUAUCCAGAGCUAUAACAACUAUAGGGACAACCAGUUCGGGUUCAUGCCGGGGCGAUCUACCACAAAAGCUAUCCACCUUAUUAGGAGGAUGAUGGAACAUUACAGGGAUAGGAAGAAGGAUCUCCACAUGGUGUUUAUUGAUAUGUAG
Nicotiana attenuata is the source of this 555-nucleotide messenger RNA. RefSeq lists its product as uncharacterized. The transcript is spliced from 3 exons. The record is from RefSeq and is a predicted model, not a curated record. Lineage: Eukaryota; Viridiplantae; Streptophyta; Magnoliopsida; Solanales; Solanaceae. Bases 1 to 555 code for a protein of 184 amino acids.